Anastrepha obliqua is the source of this 2006-nucleotide messenger RNA. RefSeq lists its product as uncharacterized. The coding region runs from base 815 to 1324 and encodes 169 amino acids. Lineage: Eukaryota; Metazoa; Arthropoda; Insecta; Diptera; Tephritidae. The record is from RefSeq and is a predicted model, not a curated record. The transcript has 5 exons.
AUUAACAACGGUAUUGGAUGAGGUGAUAUACCUUCAAUUGUGCAUAUAUACGCAUAAGAAUAUAGAGUCCAAGUGGUGGUAGUGGUGAAUUAUACAAUAUAAUAAAAUAACUCCAAUCAGCCCCCUUUGGUGAACUGCACGUUGUUCUUUUUUUUGAUCAACUAAGCCCUACAUAACAACUUUCCCCAAGUUUCGGCGAAAGUGAACUAAAGUUACUAAAAUAUGUAUAUUAUGUAAAGUGGCUUAGGAAAAUUUUAAGUGUACAAAAGUGUUUGCAUUAAACAACUGCAUAUUUUCUGAUUUUUUUUUUAUUUAUGAUGAAAUUAAAGUAAAUUUGUAUUAUUUCAAUUUGAAUGGUGAAUAGUUAUGAGAAAGCAAUAGAAUAACGGAACAAUACAUAAAUAUACAAAAACAAAUACACGUACAAGUAAAAUAAAUUCGAGAAAUAAACAUUUUUAUUAAAUAACAAAAGGCAGUGCAAUUGCUGCGCAGGCACUGAGGACAGCGCCAGUGUUAGAGUUAAGGACAAGUGCGGUCACUGAGACGAGACAAGGGCAAAUAAAUUUACAUACGUAUUGUAUAUAUAAUACAUAUAAAUAAUUGAAAGAAUUACAUUGCGCGACGGUUACGAGUGCAAUUUUCUGAACGCGAUUCUCAAAGCUUUGCUGCAUUUGAAUUGGAAAUUUUUUCCAACAAACACGUGCUAUUACGUUGCACUGCAUCCCUGCAGCUCUGGACGAUAUUAAGGUGUCAGUGAAAAUUUUCCACCGUCCACCGAUUUUUUUCCGUGCAAUUUUAUCCGCGCAUUCGUAAAAUGUUGACCGUGUCCAAAGGCCCCAGCAAGAUUGUGGCCAAAACUCGCAGAGGUGUUCCACAAAAUUAUGAGAAAUUGUUCGAAAUCAAGGAGAGCGGCCGUAGAACCUCUGAUCUAAAUAGUCCGGAAAAGAAGAAUGCACCACGUCCUGUCUUCAAAAAAUCGGCGUCCAAUGGACGACAAGCAGAAGAGGUCCUAUUAACCCCGCAGCACGAGGAGAUCGUACAAUACAUCAAUGACUCUUGGAAUGUCAUAGUGGCGCAUAAUCCCUACGAUACGGCGUUCGAUACCAACGGGCAUGCUCAACCUGCGGAUUCGAACAACAACUCCGCCGGUUCCUCUAUAGCAUCCACUUCAACGUCAUCGGCUGCCUCAUCGGUGUGCACCUCACCACAACCGACUGCAUCGAUUUACUGCAUCGAACCGCCCAGCCCAGUGUUGAGCGAUUUCAAGCCCUUUGAUUUGGUGACCUGGUGGUACGAUCGUCUAUGCGAUGUGAAGAGCACGUGAAGGGUGACAAGCAAACAAAAGUGUGUGUGUGUGUGAAUGUGUGUAUCUGGACGAACAUGUCAAACGAAAAAAGCAACAACAACAAUAAUCUGCUACCAAAAGGUGGUACAACUUAAAAUUGUAAAAAUCAACUCAAAAGAAUCAUUAACGAAACUAUAGAAAAUACAAAAACAAAUUGGGAAUUUGCUGACACGUGAGCCAGCUGGUUGCCGCCGCAAUGCAGUGCAAUUAACAUACGCGACAUCCGUAGAAAAAUAAUUAGUUUUUUAAUUAAGUUUUUAUGUUUACUUUACAAAAAAUAUGCCACUUAAAUUCGUAAAUUAGUUGUUACAGUACUAAAGUUGAAGAAAAAAAAAAAAUUUUUUGCUAAUUAAAAAAAUUGUUUUGCUAAUUAAAAUAUAAUUCAUUUUUUCUAACUUUUGUAAUUUAUUUAAAGCUCUAGCAAAAACACUUGUAACUAAGCAAUAGAGAACAUUUUGCGUACCUAAACAUAUACAUACAAACAUAUACAUAGAUAAAUAUAUGCAUAAAGUAACUUAAAAUAUACAAAAGCAAUGCAAAAAACACAAAAAUGUAACUUAAAACCUUUUAUCAAUAAGCGCUGUAAAUAUUUUAUCACACACGCUUUAUGUACAGUGGCGGCCAAAAUAAUAGCUGAGCGGCAUAUUGACAAGCUUUGACU